Vitrella brassicaformis is the source of this 2372-nucleotide messenger RNA. The record is from the annotation of a GenBank genome assembly. Lineage: Eukaryota; Vitrellaceae.
GGCGGCCUGGCGGGUGGAGAGAGAGGUUUGGUUGAAACGGACUAUGGGAGGGGACGGCGAUGGCCACCCUGAUGGGGAGCCGAAGCGAAAGGAGAAGUUGGAAGGCUUCGCGUUCUGGGAGUCCAUCGGACGCCCAAAGUUCGUCCUCGCGCCUAUGGUGGACCAGUCCGAGCUGGCCUUCAGGCAAGAUGGAAGAGAUAGAACGCUCCUCGACCAAAUGUUGCCUGCCAUUUUCGCCGUUCCCCUCCCGGCUGCGUGUGUGCUGUCCCCCCAGGAUGAUGACGCGGAAGCAUGGCGUCAACCUGACGUACACGCCCAUGCUGCAUUCACGGUAGGUGAGGCGCAAGAGCGCAAGACAAGGCAGAUGGACGCACUCGAUGCACUCGACACAGGUGAUCUGAUUGAUGUAUGUGCCUUCUUGUCUGCUCUCACUUCCAGGUUGUUUGUGGAGAACCCUAAGAAAUACAAAAAGGAGAACUAUGAGAGCGACCCGGCCGACAAGCCGUGCUUCGUGCAGUUCUGCGGUGACGACCCUGAGACCCUGCUGGCGGCGGCCAAGAUGGCUGAGAAGGACUUCGACGCUGUCGACAUCAACCUCGGCUGCCCGCAGAACAUCGCCAAGAGAGGACACUACGGCGCCUUCCUCCUGGAGGAGAAUGACCUUCUCAGGUAGAUGAGCAUCCGGUGGGUGGUUGGCAUCUGGUGCUCCCGUUCGUGUCUGCCGUGAUGCAGACGCAUUGUGUCGACGCUGCACGACGGCCUGAGCUGCCCCGUGACGUGCAAGAUCCGCAAAGUCAACAGCCACAACUUCCAGGACACCCUCAACCUCGCAUACGACCUGCAGGCCGCCGGCUGCUCCGUCAUCUGCCUCCACGGGCGCACCAAGGAGGAGAAGGGCCACCACACCCGCAUCGCAGACUGGGAGGCCAUCAAGAUCCUCAAGGGCCGCAUGGACAUACCCGUGAUCGCCAACGGGGGAGUGGAGACCUACGAUGACGCCAUCAAGUGCCUGGAACAGACUGGGUGGGCAGGCACAGAACAGGCAGACGCAGAGACUCAUUCAUCGAUGUGUCUGAUGGGGUGGGGUGUGUGUGUGUGUGUGUUGUUGUUGUCAGGGUUGACGCGAUUAUGUCAGCUGAGGGUCUGUUGGAGAACCCUGCCCUCUUCUCGGGCAACACAGUGAGUGUGGAUGACCUGGCGGCCGAGUACAUCACAUUCGCCGAAAAGUGAGCGAGCUGCUGGCGUGAUGGAGACAGACACACGGCCGUCACCGACCCUCUGACUGACCGGCUACUGUCUGUCUGUGUCCCUCCCUCUGUAUGUUGCAAUAUAUAUAUGUCAGGUAUCCGCCGGUGCAGAAGGGUGCGGUCAAGAGCCACCUCUUCCGUAUGCUGCACCCCAAGCUGCAGGUCCACACCGACCUCAGAGCCAAACUCGGAAAGGUAGGUACACUCAUCGACACGGCCGUGUCUGUCUGCAUGGCCUCUCCCUCUCUCUCUCUCUCUGUGUGUGUGUGUGUGUGUGUGUGUCGUCUGAUAUCAGAGCCACUCUUUCGCCGAGUACAAGGCUGUGGCGGAUGAGAUGCGGUCGCGCACCAUGGGGCCCCACCACAGCCAAACGGGCUGGUACCGCAGAUACAGAAAGGUCAGUCCCUGAGACCACAAACACGACGCAGCCACUGCCAGACCCACCAUGACACCCACCUGUUUGUCCCCCAUUGCUUUCAGAACGAGCCACCUCGGAGCGGCAGCAGGCCAACCGACCAUUCAAGCGUCCCGGUGUCCCAUGCGGGCGCCUCAGCUGCCGAGCAGCCACAAGGGAGAGCAGAGGCGACUGAGGAGGAGGAGGGUGGUGAGGAGGAGGAGGGUGGUGAUGUGUCGACCGUUGAGAGGGAGAGCAAGCGGCGUUGUCCGGACCCCAACCCAUGCCUCGCGCAACGGGGAGAGGCAUGGGCAGCGGAGGGAGGGGAGAGGGGAGGGGAGAGUGGAGGGAAGACCUGAGAGGUGUUUGGUGAAUGUGUGUUAUAUAUGGGGGUGCAAUUGGGUAUGGAAUGGUUUUGUCGGACGGACGUGCUGUGAUUGUGAUGUGACGCAGUGAGUGCAGUGGUGGACGAGGGAGGCGUGGGAUGGAUGGAUGUGGAUAUCAGCAAUGUCAUUGCAUGUGAUGUGAUGUGAUGUGAUGUGAUGUGUGGUGCGUGUGAGUGUGGAUUGUCCUCAGGUGGACGGACGGCACUGUGAGGUGAGGGAUGCUUGCAGGUGUGUAUUUCGUGUCGUGUCGUGUCGUGUACGUCUUGUGAAGCGGUUAGACAGACCAUCGCCCUUACUUCAUCUAUCUGCAGCGCUAGCAUGCGCCGUUGAAUGAAGUAGGUCAAC